GCUGCAGAGCCUCGGCUGCCGGGCGAGCCCUUCCGAGCCGAGAGCGUCCGGCUGUGCACGCGGACACCCUAAGCCAAACCCUAGAGAAACCCACCCACUCGAUCCUGCAGGCCCCAGACCCGUGUGGACUAUGUCGUGAUGUGUUAAAAACGCACUGGGGAAGGAAAGGAAGUGAGCGUUAUGCAUUUCUCCAAACUUUGUUUUUUGAAAGCAGCAGUGAACGGAAUCGUGCAUGAUGUGGACGUGCUCGGCUCAGGGAUCCAGCUGGUGACUCUGCUGGUGGACCGGGACGGGCUGUACAAGAUGAACCGCCUGUACAUCACUCCGGACGGGUUUUUCUUCCGAGUCCACAUGUUAGCCCUAGACUCCUCCAGUUGCAAUAAGCCAUGUCCAGAAUUUAAACCUGGCACCAGGUAUAUUGUGAUGGGCCACCUCUACCAUAAGAGACGGCAGCUCCCUACAGCUCUGCUCCAUGUCCUCAGAGGGCGCCUCCGACCAGGAGAUGGACUGCUCUGGAGCAGCAGCAGCUAUGUGAAAAGGUUUAACAGACGAAGGGAUGGGCAAGUUCAAGGUGCAGUUCACACCCAAUGCAUUUGAAUCAUACCAUCCUGGCAUUUCUGGAUCAUAAAAGACUUGGAAUUUAGCAACAAGACAGGAAAGGUUUAUCUUCAUGUAAUGGCUCCUUUAUGAACUGGUUGCAUAGUUCCAACUCGAAUGUUGAAGUUACCACUUAAUUACAAAAUGCUUCUUAAAUGGCAUGCUUCUGAGCCCUGUGGCAGUUAUUCAACUAUAGUGACAGUUAGGCACACAGCUAACUGACCUGUCUAGUUAACAGAUCACUACUUCAUGUUUAUUUUUAAUUAUUUUAAUUUAAAUACAUUCUCCAGUAGAAAUAGUUCACAAAACAUUUCCUUGAUUUUAUAUACAACUUUGAAUAGUUUAUAUCAUGUAUCAAACCAGAUUUUAUACCCAAAUCAUCACAUUUUAAAUUCUGUACAUAACAAUAAGUGCACUAGUCAGAUAUGUAUGGAAUAUUAUAAAGAUCAAACAUUAGGGUCAGAGCCCAAGUUAUAAAGUUUUACACUUAAAGAAUACUAAAGGGCUUAAUUCAAGCAAAAUACUUUUUAAACAAGCGUUUCUGAUGCACCGAAAUGUAAGAUAUAGUUUAUUUUCACGCCUCCCUGCUCCUAAAAAUGUAUGUUUUGUGCCGAAUUGGCAGCUCUCCCGAUGCUAAACAUAUUCUCGGUGUAUCUGAUGUCAUUUUUCUAUUAAGACCAAGUAUCAUGUUUGUGUUUGUAAAGCAGUAAAUCUUACCUUGAAAUCAGA
This is a messenger RNA of Pteropus alecto (black flying fox), 1326 nucleotides long. RefSeq names its product chromosome unknown C17orf58 homolog (gene CUNH17orf58). NCBI's taxonomy places the organism in Eukaryota, Metazoa, Chordata, Mammalia, Chiroptera, Pteropodidae. The record is from RefSeq and is a predicted model, not a curated record. The transcript has 2 exons. Bases 181 to 597 code for a protein of 138 amino acids.